Molecule: messenger RNA, 2633 nt
Organism: Oncorhynchus kisutch (coho salmon)
Lineage: Eukaryota; Metazoa; Chordata; Actinopteri; Salmoniformes; Salmonidae
Product: GTPase IMAP family member 9
Exons: 4
Coding region: 310-1527 (405 amino acids)
Molecular function (GO): GTP binding
Source: RefSeq, a predicted model, not a curated record
GCACAUCCGGGUAACCCGUAAUGCAUCCUGAUUGGCUGUAGCCGCUGAUCACUUUCGAUUUGACUCUAAAUUAUAAAGUUGACGUUCUAGCCUACAGUUCAAACCGAUUUGAUCAGAUUUGUAUAUGCCUAUAUCUUCUCAUUUAAAUUAUAUCGUAAACUGGAUUAUUAUGCAACGAUAAACGAUAUAGUUUGUUAUUUUAGCGUGUGUGAAUGAAUAAAGUUCCGGAGCGCUCGACCGAACGACGUCGUUGACAGAAAUGAAGACGUAGAAUUCUCCAGUCGGCAAAUUCCGUUAAGCUGCACAAUUAUGGCAUCCAAUGAGCGUUCUCAACCGAAAAGCAGGUGGAGGAGGAAGAGCAGCAUGGAGGAGCCCCCUUAUUUGUCAGGCGAUGCAGAGUUUAGAGUCCUUCUCUUUGGGAGAAGUGGCCACAGUCAAUUUUCUCUGGCAAACUCCAUUCUGGGGACAGAUGUGUUCAGCGAUGAGCUCUGCAACAUUACAGAGAGUCAGAGACACAGGAGCGAGGCGUUCGAGAGGAAACUAGCUGUGGUCAACACUCCAAACCUCUCUGAGUACGAGGCAUCCCAGAAAGAGCUGAGAAGAGUGUUCAAGUUGUCUGUGUGUAUGUCCUCUCCUGGUCCCUACGUCGUUCUCUUUGCAUUCGACCUGAACAACAUCUCACCAAGUGCAGCAAGCAUCCUGGAACUCGUCACAAAGCAUUUUGGGGACAGUAUCUUGAACCACAUGAUGGUUGUGGUGUGUCAUGAAGAGGAGAAGGAGGAUUCAGCUCUUGAGGAGAAAGUCCAGACUAACAGAGACUUCAGGGAGCUCAUUGAGAAGUGUGGCCGAAGGUAUCACCUCUUCAAUGAGAGGAAGGCCCAGAGAGAUGAGAAGGUUUCCAGACAGCUCCUGGAGAAGAUGGACGACAUGGUGAGGGAAAACGGAUGCAGAUUCUACUCCAAUCACCAAUACCAGGAAGCAGAGGAGAGAAUCCAGAAAGAGGAGCGUUUCAUGAUGAAAGGGAGAAAGAAAGAGAUGCUGACAAAGAGGAAGGAGCUGGAGAGCAGGUACACAGGUGAAGGUCUUGAGAAGGAGCUGGAGAGCAGGUACACAGGUGAAGGUCUUGAGAAGGAGCUGGAGAGCAGGUACACAGGUGAAGGUCUUGAGAAGGAGCUGGAGAGCAGGUACACAGGUGAAGGUCUUGAGAAGGAGCUGGAGAGCAGGUACACAGGUGAAGGUCUUGAGAAGGAGCUGCUGCAGUUUGAGACAGGGAUAAGAGUAGAGAACCGAGCGAAGGCUGAGAGGAAGAUCUCAGAGGUACUGGGAUUUACUCUCACAGCAGUUGACUAUGCUGCUGCAGUAGGUAAAGGGGCAGCUCUAGGGGCUUUAUGUGGAGCGGUCGUGGGGAUUGAGGGUAUGGUGGUGGGAGCCGCUGUAGGUGCCGUCGUCGGGGGGGGCAUAGGAGGUGCUGUCAGUGCGGCAUGGGGUUACCUCACAAACACUGCUGCACAAAUGAAUAGACGUUGAGACAAUGCUGCUUACAUCGAUGAGGCAUUGCACAGUUUAACAGAUUGUGUCAUUAUGAUGCCGUUCCUGCACAGUUUAACAGAUUGGGUCAUUUUGGUGCCGUUCCAACACAGUUGAACAGAUUGUGACAUUUUGGUGCCGUUCCAACACAGUUGAACAGAUUGUGACAUUAUGAUGCCGUUCCUGCCCAGUUUAACAGAUUGUGUCAUUAUGAUGCCGUUCCUGCCCAGUUUAACAGAUUGGGUCAUUAUGAUGCCGUUCCUGCCCAGUUUAACAGAUUGUGUCAUUAUGAUGCCGUUCCUGCCCAGUUUAACAGAUUGUGUCAUUAUGAUGCCGUUCCUGCCCAGUUUAACAGAUUGUGUCAUUAUGAUGCCGUUCCUGCCCAGUUUAACAGAUUGUGUCAUUAUGAUGCCGUUCCUGCCCAGUUUAACAGAUUGUGUCAUUAUGAUGCCUGCCCAGUUUAACAGAUUGUGUCAUUAUGAUGCCUGCCCAGUUUAACAGAUUGUGUCAUUAUGAUGCCGUUCCUGCCCAGUUUAACAGAUUGUGUCAUUAUGAUGCCUGCCCAGUUUAACAGAUUGUGUCAUUAUGAUGCCGUUCCUGCCCAGUUUAACAGAUUGUGUCAUUAUGAUGCCUGCCCAGUUUAACAGAUUGUGUCAUUAUGAUGCCUGCCCAGUUUAACAGCACUGUCAGAUGUGUAGAGGUCUGAGGCUAAUCAGUUCAGUAAUACAUGUUAUUUGUCAGUGAGAAAAUAUUCAGAGAUGUAUGUUUUGUAGAUAUUAGACGCUGUUGAUUUGUUUUUUUGGGCUGCUGAUCUGGUGAUGGUUAUUUUAAACAGAUUCAUUGUUGAAAUACGUAAAUCAUGAAUAAAGGGAAGAUCCUUUAACGAUGGAAUAUUUAAACACGUUAUAAAUGUACUGUUGCUUUUGAUGUCUUUGGAAUUCCCAAUACAUCUGUGUACUUUUAAAUAGGAAAUAAAUAUUCAUUCUAAAUCCAUUUAUGAAAGAUACAUAGUUAUUUUUUAUGUUAUAUUACUGUUGUUGUAUAUGUCUCUAUUUUGCCUAAUAAAUUCCAUCUUUAAAAAAUGAAAAUAAAUCCCAGUUUUGCUU